AUGAAAACCCAGGGCCAGACACAUAUUUCUCAAAGGCCUGCUGAAAUCAGAAUCCCCUCCUUCUCAAAGAAAGGCACAGGAGGCUUAGCAUCCCAGGUCAGACAUGUUAAUGCUACCUUACUCACGACCUCACUUAUUUUUUAUUUUUUUAUUUUUUAUUUUUUUAUUUGGGGGGGGGGGGGGGGGGGGGGGAGUAGAUCAGCUUUAAUAUUGCAGAUAGAUUGUGGCUUCCAUCAAUGUAAUUGUCCGCAUCAUUUCCAAUCCCCAAUUUUAAAUAUGUUUUCCUUUAUUAUUUUCCCCUAACCCUACCACCCCUCCACUCCCCUAAUUGGAGUAAACCAAUGGACAACAACACUUCUACUUCCAGCUUAUACAUACUAUAUACAUUUUACAUACACAGUAUAUUUUACAAUAGUUAUCUUUUGUUUGUUUUUAGUCCCAUCCUUCAGCUACCCUCAACACCUCCCAUCUAUCUCUGAACACCAUCCAGUUUUGAUUUCUAUUUACCAUAUAUUUUCAACUGUGCUGUGAUCUUUCACAAAAAUUCUCAACCUUUCUAUUCUCAUAGUUUCUACAGAUUGUAAAAUAAAGAUACACAUUUUUGCUAGGAUUAAUAUGUUAUUCAUGGAUUGACUAUUACUUUUUUAAUCACCCAGCGGUGCUAUUUGCAGAGUUAGCUCCAGGUAAAUGUUGCAAUUCCUCAGCCACUCCUGAACCUGUGACCAAAAACAAGCUACAUAUGGGCAGUACCAAAACAAAUGAUCUAAUGAUUCAAUCUUUUCGCAGCAAAAUCUUUUGCCAACUAUUUUGCAAUAUAUAUGGCCUCAAUCUCUUUGUUUUCAUCAGUGGAAUCAUCAGGUAUUUUUUACUGAAAUGUAUUCUCAAACGUUACCCAUUAUGGGGAUCAACCCAAGUGUUCUUAGGAUCUCAGACCCAAUGAGACUUGUUGUAUGUGAACUCUCUAAAUCCUUGAUCUGCCACCAAACCUACACUUUACUACUGCUGCAUCUCCCCUUUCCACUAGGCUGCCAGGGUUUCCUGUAACCCUCAGAGAGGUAUCCCAGGACCCUAUGACCUGCAGUCCUCUCUGAUUCACAAGCACAGCUUUGGGAACCUUCCGACCGCCAGUCGCUGUGCAACUUGA
Messenger RNA from Coregonus sp. 'balchen', 1144 nucleotides. Lineage: Eukaryota; Metazoa; Chordata; Actinopteri; Salmoniformes; Salmonidae. The record is from the annotation of a GenBank genome assembly.